GCCGAUAAUUCUUCAUCUCAAUUUGGUGAAAUUAAAGUCGCUCUUCCACAAAUUACUGAAUCAUUUGAAGAACUUAUGAAAAAAUCGAUAAAUCAUUUUGGGAUAUCUACUAUUGUAUGUGUCGAAAAAGAAGACCUCGUAAA
This is a messenger RNA of Racocetra persica, 143 nucleotides long. Lineage: Eukaryota; Fungi; Glomeromycota; Glomeromycetes; Diversisporales; Gigasporaceae. The record is from the annotation of a GenBank genome assembly.